UUCAGGUCUUCCUACCCCAACUUGUAUACGAUGAACCCUAAUUCGAACUCUACCAUUCUCAAUCCCAAAAAUGUACCCGGCGCCACAAACUUGAACGCCACUGUGAUGUACUCCAACAUCGACCGGGGCGCUCAAGGUAGACAGAAGCUUGAACUGAGGAUGCGUCAGAAUAAUCUCAAUGUCAAGUGGCUGGCUGGUAUUGUUUGCUCUCUCGGUCAAGUUUUAUUUACAGGAAUUGACGCCUUCGUCGUUGAGAAGAAGAAAGGAAAGCCGAUAUUAACGAUGGAAGGAGGAACUUUGGAUACCUAUGAAAUUGUGGUGAAGCUGCAUCAUACAUGCGGAGGAGUUGAUCUAUGUUCUUUCAGUAUUAGUGGCAGCGAGGAAUGUUUUACAAUGAAUUUAACCUACAUCGAUAUUGACGAUAUGGAGGAGGUGAAGAAUUUAAUGGCAUCGGCGACGGGGAAGAAGAGGAAGAACUGACAUUGGGUGACAUUUGAGAAUCUCCUUGCCCUUCGUCCCUUCUUGGCAUUCAAACUUCUGUUCUCAAUGUGAUUAUUCUUACUAUCUAACACAAGGACCUCAUGUCUACCUUAGCAAAUUAGACGCCCAAUCAAGUUUGUACAAAGUCUUACUUCAGUCAAUGUCCCUCUGCUUGCUAUC
Corylus avellana is the source of this 660-nucleotide messenger RNA. RefSeq lists its product as uncharacterized. NCBI's taxonomy places the organism in Eukaryota, Viridiplantae, Streptophyta, Magnoliopsida, Fagales, Betulaceae. The record is from RefSeq and is a predicted model, not a curated record.